AACAGUUGUCUUUAUUAGCUGUAGUGAAAAUAUUCUUACAAUGGGAAUUUACUUUUCACGGAGUAAAAUUUUAAAGUGGAACAAGUAUUGUGUAGAACAAAACUUAUAGACAUUUCUUUGUUUAUCACAUGACGGUGCACGGGAUGAAAUAAAUCAUAAAAAUGAAUAGUUCAAAUACUUCUUUGUAUCACAUGAAGUCCGGUACUUCUACACUGGUCUAUAACAUCAUCGGAAUUACGAUGUCUAUUUUGUUUAUCGUAGCUCUGUUUGAAAAUAUUUUGGUGCUGGUUAUAUAUCGCUCAAAUAAAAAGCUGCAAAGUAAAACGAACCUUUGGAUAAUUGCUGUGAUAGUGUGCGAUCUACUCAUUGUUCUCAACGCGUUUCCAUUUCUAAUAAUAGCAAGCUUUGCGCAAGAAUACAUUUUCGGUUUGGCUGGAUGUAAAUGGGACGGAUUUGUUGUAACGCUCUUAGGAACUAGUUCUAUAUUCCUUCUAACAGGACUGUCUGUACACCGGUGUUUAAUCAUGAUGUUUGGUACAAGAACACGGUCAUACAAAAGAACAAACAUCAUACUAUGUAUUGUGGCGUGUUUUAUUUUAGGGCUAUUUUGGGGAAUAACCCCUCUGAUAGGUUGGGGAUCAUUUUCCCUAGAAGGAAUAAACAUAUCUUGUGCACCGGAUUGGAGAUCCCAAAGAAUUGAAGACUUGACGUACACGAUUGCCAUGUACGUGUGCGUUUUGUUCAUUCCACUUUUGAUAAUGGCUUAUUGUUAUUUUCGGAUUUUAUUAAAGAUAUGGCGGGAAAAAAGAAAUCAUUCUACUUGGAUACAACAACGACGAGUGCGGAGGGAUAUCCGAGUGACAAUUUCAGUUGCCCUUACAAUUCUUUCGUUUCUUGUCAGUUGGAUGCCUUAUGCAGUAGUGAGCCUUCUUGAGUCAUUUUUCAACAUGGACCUGAUAACAAUUUCACCGAUGCUUGUUCAACUUCCGUGUUUAAUGGCUAAGACAGCUUGUAUCUGGAACCCUUUGGUUUACGUCUGCCACAACAGCCAGUUUCGAGACGCUUUUAUCGAUCGUUUUAAAAUACUACGAAGAUUUAAAAAAGAAAAUAAUGAACGGGAUUCUGAAAUUUCUCUUGACAGUGCACGUACAUUCCGCGUGAAGAAUCAGCUUUCUCAAAAAUCAAACAUUAACGGAAAGAUAUCUAAACUAUGAAAUAUUGUUAACUUUGUCUAAUCACCAAGGAUAAGUACAGUAAAUAUUCAAAAUGGUACAACAACGAAAUAUUUGUUUCCAAUCAAAAUUAUGAUGAUAGCACAACAUUUAUUUUUGAAAGAAAAAAAGACAACACUAUGGCUGAACAUAACAGUUAAAAUUUUGUACCAUUGAUGAAAAACAAAAAGAAGUCCAAUAAUACUUAUCAUAAUGGAAAAUGAAAGAUAUAAUAAUUUAUUAUUUCCAUACAAAAAUACAGGAUUUUUUUCAUAUGGAAUCCUUUGGAUUUCACGUGAAAUGAAGGCUUCUGUUUAUUCUUGAAAAUGUAUUUUUUAGUUGAUAUAGAAAGUAAUAAUUUAAAUUUUAUUUUUAUCCUCGAGGAUUUCUAUCAACGAUGCUAAUCUACUAU
This is a messenger RNA of Ruditapes philippinarum (Manila clam), 1623 nucleotides long. RefSeq names its product rhodopsin, GQ-coupled-like. The record is from RefSeq and is a predicted model, not a curated record. Gene Ontology annotation, cellular component: membrane. Lineage: Eukaryota; Metazoa; Mollusca; Bivalvia; Venerida; Veneridae. Gene Ontology annotation, molecular function: G protein-coupled receptor activity. The coding region runs from base 162 to 1214 and encodes 350 amino acids. Gene Ontology annotation, biological process: G protein-coupled receptor signaling pathway. The transcript is spliced from 3 exons.